AUGGAAGGCUCAUCUACGACUGAAGUUCCGAUCGUAUCGCUCAAUUCAUCCAACGCCAGCAAUCAUGAUGCAGCACCGUCAGCGGAUGCGGGUCCAAAGAAAGAACUUGAAGACAGCUUGGUAUUAUGGGAUGGACCAGGCGACCCAGAAAACCCUCAGAACAUGCCUCAGUGGAAGAAAUGGAUGAUCACCUGGCUCCUCGCUUUUCUGAACGUCUGGGUGACAUUUUCGAGCACGAUUUUCGCCUCAGCAGUUACGACCACAUCGCAAGAAUAUAAUGUAUCGAGAGUAGUGAUGACGCUUGGCGUCAGUCUCACAGUUCUGGGCUUUGCCGUUGGUCCUUUGAUAUGGGCCCCUAUGUCUGAAGUCUACGGCCGACUUCUACCGUUCUACUCUGGGUAUGCAGUCUUUUGCAUUUUCCAGAUCCCCGUAGCGGCGGCGCAGAACCUGCAAACCAUUCUCAUUUGUCGGUUCUUCAUAGGCUUCUUCGGCACUGCAGCAAUGGCGGUCACUCCCGGAGUCUUGGCGGACGUUUUCAGUCCCAAAGAUCGUGGCGUGGCAGUCUCAGUGUACGCAGCGGCUGCCUUUAUCGGUCCAAUCUUUGGCCCAAUUGUCGGCGGCUUCAUUGUCGACUCCUAUCUAGGCUGGCGGUGGACCGCUUGGAUUACCCUGAUACUGGCCUCGGCUUUUGGAAUUGCCUCUCUGAUAUUGGUCCCGGAGACGUACGGCCCCGUCAUACUUCAGCGUCGUGCAGCGCGUCUGCGAAGAGAAACUGGCAACUGGGCUUUGCACGCUGCCCUCGACGAAAAUGUUCCCACACUCAAAGACAUUGUCUUCAAGUACUUCCUCCGGCCCUGUCAGAUGCUCGUGAAAGAGCCUAUCCUUUUGCUCGUCACGAUCUACAUCUCUCUCAUUUACGGCAUUUUGUACUUGUUCUUUGUUGCAUACCUCGGGUAUCGAGGUUGGUCAAAUUCUGGCGUUGCGUCUCUGCCGCUUCUCGCUGUGAUGUUGGGCACUCUCGCGGGCUGUCUCGCCAUCAUGUUUACAACAAAGCAUGUAUACGAACGCAAAAUGGCAAAAAUGGGCCGCGUACCGCCCGAGGAAAGGCUCGUGCUAAUGAUGAUUGGAAGUAUAUGCCUCCCUAUAGGUCUGUUCUGGUUUGGCUGGACCAGCAGCCCCUCCGUCCACUGGCUGGCGCAAACCUUUGCAGGGUUCCCGAUCGGUGUCGGUCUGGCCCUUAUCUGGGUCCAGGGCCUGAAUUACCUUGUCGACGUUUACCUCAUGUUUGCCAACUCAGCACUCGCUGGCAACACGCUCAUCAGGAGUGCAGCUGGUGCAGCAUUUCCCCUGUUCGGAGGGUCAAUGUAUCACAGGCUCGGUGUGAGCUGGGCGUCAUCAUUGUUGGGGUUUUUGGCAGUUGCGAUGAUUCCGAUUCCAUUUGCGUUCUACUAUUAUGGAGCAAAGAUUCGGGAAAUGAGUAGAUAUUCACCGAAGUUGUGA
This is a messenger RNA of Hyaloscypha bicolor E, 1500 nucleotides long. RefSeq names its product MFS general substrate transporter. Gene Ontology annotation, molecular function: transmembrane transporter activity. The transcript has 3 exons. The coding region runs from base 1 to 1500 and encodes 499 amino acids. NCBI's taxonomy places the organism in Eukaryota, Fungi, Ascomycota, Leotiomycetes, Helotiales, Hyaloscyphaceae. The record is from RefSeq and is a predicted model, not a curated record. Gene Ontology annotation, biological process: transmembrane transport.